Messenger RNA from Drosophila biarmipes, 6334 nucleotides. It is a transcript of the gene l(3)psg2, whose product is annotated as serine/arginine repetitive matrix protein 2. Gene Ontology annotation, cellular component: actin filament; cytoplasm. Gene Ontology annotation, biological process: actin filament polymerization. The transcript has 3 exons. Bases 290 to 6043 code for a protein of 1917 amino acids. NCBI's taxonomy places the organism in Eukaryota, Metazoa, Arthropoda, Insecta, Diptera, Drosophilidae. The record is from RefSeq and is a predicted model, not a curated record. Gene Ontology annotation, molecular function: actin binding; microtubule binding.
CUGUGCUGGCUUUGGUUUUUCAUGAUGGCAUAAACAUUAUCCGGAAACGUACAUGAAACCGCAACCGCCGAGCUGGUGCACCGCUGCAAUCGACGAGGACGUCCGCCCGCGUCGCCCAAUCGAUACUACCGCUCGGCGAGGGAAAGCGCAGCGUGGAAACUCAGCAACGCGGCGCCGCCAUUGAGAGAGCUGAAUAAGAAAAGCGUGUGCUCCCGCAAACAACAAGAAAAAACUAACGAGAGGAGAGUGGAGUGAGAGGAAAACCGAUUUGAGGUCGCCGGAUGUGAGAAUGUCGCAAGCAACUGGAGGAUCAGUCGCCGGAAUGGAGGACCAAGCACCAGGCAACCCGCCAAAGCCGCCAGAGGAUCUGCAGGACAUUGACACCAAUAGCCUGGAGCCGGGCGAAGUGGUGACCCCGCCCCACAAUCAUUCGGGGAGUCCGGUCAUUAAGAAGCAACUUUCCAAGGACCUGAUGAUCAGCAAGACGUUGCGAAAGGUGCCAGGUGGUACUUUAGAUCUGGCACGCAAGGAAAAUGGCUCUACGGGAACGCCGAAGACACAACCGGAAGAGGCGGACGACAGCGAAGGUUUGUAUUCGGACUCGGACUCCUCCGGGGAGGACCUCAAGAACGUAGAAGAUGUGCAAAAGGCCAGGAAGGAGAAACAGGAGGAGGCCGCAGCUGCUGCCCAUCCUCAAGCGCCACCCACACCCUUUAUGGGUAUAAAUCCUCUAAGAUUCAACAUGAGACCUCCUUGCUUUGACUUUCCCCGCAUGGGUUUUAUGCCCCAAUUGGCCAGGGGCGGACCCAGGGGCAUGAGACCGCCCUUCUUUGUUCGCCCUCCCGCGCAAAAUCGUAUGUGUGGUCCUUCAAAUCAAGGUCCUCCGCCGGGUGCCUAUGGACCGCAGAAUCCUCCGGGACCAGGAGGUAGCAACAACUCAGAACGUUCGAAGCGACUCCAAUCUGAUAUAGUAUGGACAGCCCUGCAGCCGCCAGUGUCUUUUGUCUUUAAUCUGGUCACCGAAUGCUCGAAUACAAAGCAUGAGAAUUGUAGAAGUAAAGCAGAAACUGCUCCACAGAAUUCCACAGAAGGCCCAAGCGAAACAAAGGACAAGUCUACUGAGCCGUCAAAGGAAGUUGAGCGAUCCAGGGGCAAGACCAAGGAAAAAUCACCGAGAAGAGAUGGCGCUAGAGAAAGGACCAAGGAAAGUAUUCCAAAUCGAGGAAAAACUAGAGAGCGGUCGAAGGAAAGGGGUUUAUCUAAAGGAGGAGCAAGUGAAAAAUCAAAGGACCGGGAUUUGGGUAGUGAAAAAUUCAGAGAAAAGUCUAGGAAUAGAGAUGCAAUUCGAAAAACUAGGGAUCGAUCACAAGAACGAAACCAAGAUAGCAGAAAAAAGAGAAAAAGAUCUAGGGAAAAAGAUCAAACUGAAGGUGAAUAUAGGUUUAAAGGCAAAACAAAGGACCGAUCCAGGGAGAGAGAUGAAACUAGGCCGAAAACUCCUGAAAGGUUACAAGCGGGAGAUCGAAGCAGAGGGAAGACAAGGGAUAGAGAACAGUCCAGGGCGAAAUCAAGGAAAAGGUCCAGAUCCAGAGAGAAGCGUCAAGAAAAAUCGAACGAAAUGGUUGGCGAUAUAGAAAGUAACAGAGAUUUAUCCACGGAAAAACUGAAUGAAAAAACCAAACUGCACAGGGAUAAAUCUAUGAAUGAAUCGCAUGACAAAUUUAAGAAAGCGCACGAGGAACCCCCGAAUAAAAAGCAUCGCGAAAAAUCCAAGGAAAGGGAUAGAAAACGAUCGAAGGAAAGAUCCCCGAGAAAAGAAAAACCUUUAGAAGGUAAAAAAGACACACUGCCGGAACAAUUAGUCGAAACACAAGACGAACGUUCAAAGGAUAAGCAUAGAAAGCGAUCUGGAGAGAAAGGCUUAAAAGAAAGCGGUAAAUUCAAAUCUACAGAGCGUUCGCUGGAAAAGUCCAAAGAGAAGUGCAGUGAUCGGUCGAAAGAGUUUGGAACUCCCAAGGAAAAGGAUAUUGAUAAGUCAAGAAAAGCAGUAUCGCUGCAUGAUACCUUUCACAAAAAUGCCUUAGAAAACGACCACAGCUCCAGAACAAAGAGCGAGGCAUUUUCGUCACGGGAGGAUAGAGAAGGAACUCCCCCAACGACGCCGCCCCAAGUUCAUAUCCCUCUGACUCCAACUGUUGAAAUCCAGAGGCCCAAGAGUUUUGAUAUAUUUGCCGACUCUCCGCCAAGACUAAACACUGCCGUUACAGCACCGGCUGUAUCCAUUGAAAGGAGUACCACGCCACCAUUAAAGGCGACUCCCAUUUCCAUUCCUAUUGCUCAAACUUCCAAACCCGAUAAAUUGGCUCCCCUGCUCAGGGCCAGCGAGAUUCACAGUAGGAUUGGCGCCCUGCUCGAGGACAGUGAUUUGCAUUUGGACGCCCUUUUGGCUACCAAGGAACAGCUGUUCCGCCGCACCAAUGAAUACAAAGAAAGAAAAGUGGCGCCCAAAGAGAUUAAAACAGAACCUCUGCCAAAAACUAGGGAUAGGAAAUCGGGUGGUGAUAGGGCUGAGGUUGAUCAUCAUAAAAGCCAAUCCAGACAUAUAAAUCCGUUCAAGCGAGAAUCAGUAUUAAGCGGGAAGAAAUUUUCCUCGCGCCCUUCAAGCAAGGAGAGGCGCCUUCAGCGAAACGACAGUGGAAGUGAAGAGAAUUGGGACAAAGAACUGGAACGGGAAAGAAAUCAAUCGCAUGACAAUCAUCAACGUGGAUCCCUACCAAGACGAAGUGCUGAGUACAAAAACGUUAGCAUUAAGAUCGAAAAGGACCUUACGCCCCCGCCUCAACAAAAGUCCUUUACUGUAACCACCAUUAAAACCGAACGCAAUUCUACGCCGCCCCGAAAGGCGGAGCGGGAAGUGGUGUUAAGAAAUGGUGCAGUAGCGGCCAAUGCUCCUCCUCCAGCAAACGAGCAGGAAAGUCCCGACACGGAUGACUACAUUGACAACUGGGAAAACGACGAUUCAAUGGCCAGUAUGCCGAAGAACGCCCCACCCGCUACUCCGACUCCUGCUCCAAAUCCCAAUGCUUCUCUAAAUACUACCCCCUUGCCCCCACCAGCUGCCGAAUUCAACGGUGACGAUGAGGAUUCGAAUGCCUUGUGGAACGCCAACAGCACACCACCUCCUCGAGCCAAAGAUGGGAACCUGGCCACGAGUAAUAUACAUGAAUUAUAUGACAAAUUCAUGAAUAGUAUUAAGAUGUCCAACGAGGAUUUAGAGACAGAUAUCCUGGAGACUUCUAAGAACAGUUCCCUCAGUAAUUCCGCUGCCGAUGAAAGUUCUUCGGGCACUGAGACGUCAUCAACAAGUAGCAGUAGUAGCGAAACCGAGGACGAUUCUAGUUCAGACAACGAAGAUGAUAAUGAGAGCUUUUCAGAUGAGGAAUCUUUGGCAACAUCAGGUAAUUCACAAACGAAUCAAGAUGAUACGUCUGGCAAGGAGCAGCAGCAAAAAAAGAACAACGUUAGCAAAGAUUUGCGAAAACUCAAAAGCCUAGAAGACAAUCUAGCCAGAAUUCAGAUGAUGCGUGAGAACUACGAUGCUGGCGAUGAGAUAUCCGAGGAACUACUCAAAAUGGAAUCCCUGUUUCUAAUGCAGCGCAAUGCCAUAAUGGACAAGUAUCGCAAGCAGGAACUAAAGAGCAAUUCAAGUGAAGAUCAACAGCCAAUAGAUGAACAAGAAAACGUUCAGAAACAAGUGGAGGUUCAGCCGUCAGCCUUUCCCGUAAACAACAUCUUUAAUGCCAAUCGUGAGGCCAUCAAACUGACAAUUUCGCCUCUGAAACUCACAAGAAAACCAGCAAUUUUCGAAAAAGAUGAAGCAGAACAACCGGAUCCACCCAAGCUUGCCGAGGAGCCUCCUAAAGCACCGCUGCAAAAGCCACCAAAGGAGAUUGCAAUUGUGAAACCGACCAUUGUGAAAUCCCGAUCGAAAUCUAGGACACUGAGGAGUCCACCGCCGCCGACAGGAAAUCGUCGAAGGUCUCGUUCACGUUCCAUAUCCAGGAAUAGAACCCGUCGUCGCGGCUCGAGGCUGAGGUCUCGUUCUCCGAGCCCCAGGCGCUGGCGCCCUCCAUCGCCGAGGAGAGGAUCGAGAUAUGCUAAGAGAAUGGGAGGAAUAACAGUUGGAGGAACUAAAAUAGGAAGAAGUCGCAGCAGGAGUUUAACAAGAAGUCGAACGCGUAGUAGAAGCCCAAGUAGACGAAGACGUCCGGCACCAAUAGUUGGAAAUAGGAAACGCAGUUCGUUGUCUCCUAUGCCAACAAAAAUGGCUGGACCUCGGUCACCACCUCCUCCCCGCCUGCGUCACUCAUCAAGUCGAGAUAGGGAGCGAGAACGGGAGCGGGAUCGCUUCUCUCGCUCGCGUUCACCGUUGCCUUUUAAACCACCGUCGCCGCCAAUGCGACGUAGUUGGUCCAAAACCCGUUCACCAACCAGGAGGAGAUCGUUCUCUAGGUCGCGAUCCCGAUCCAUAUCUCCAAGAUCUCGUUCGCUUGGAGAGGAUAGCUUCGUCAACUAUUUCGAGGAAAAUCAGGGCAUGGAAGCAGCUGCCUACUACUACAACAUGUCAUUAAUGCAACAGGAGAACCAGCACACAAUGGGGCAGGGCUAUGAUGCCUAUGCUGCCUACAUGGACUCCGCCUACAAUAUGGAACAGGCCUAUGCCCAGUACUCCGAAGAUUAUUCGAAUUCUUAUGGGGAUUAUAUGGGUGAAGUAUCAUUAUCACCUCAGCCACCAGGAUCAGUACUCAGGGAACUCCCUAUGGCGCCAAUGGAAUCCAUUGUUCCUAUGGCGCCGAUGGCUCCAAUGCCACCAGUGGUGCCUUUGUCGUCGGUAAUGCCCGUGGCAGUGCAAAAGGGAAACGUUUUGGAGAUAGUACCUUCCGGCGAGGACAUAAUGGAAGCGGGGGACACUCCGCUGCCAGCUGCAAUGGAAGAACCAAUGGAAGACAAUAGUAAACCUAAGCGAAAGAGCGUGAACUUCGUGGAUAAUGUGCUGCCCACCUACGAAAGCGAUAACGAGGACCGCGUCGUUGUAGGAAUGGCGGUCGAACGUGCCUUGCGAAAAUAUCAGGAGCGUCGUGCCCAAGCAGCUGCCAAGCUGCAACAAAUUCGGGACGAGUUACUUGGAUUGCCUGCACCGCCGCCACCUCUAACACCCAAGCCAGCCCAUCUAGAAAAAGCCGUUUUGGUGCCAAAGAAGCCCAAGUUCCGGUACUUCCAUUUUGAUCCUCUCAAAGGAGCAAUAGUGAAGUCGCACGCUCGAAUGCUACGUUCACCUAACCGCCCGCCUUUCGAUCCCAAGCAUUUUGCCAUGCUGAUGAAGACUGGUCGCUUGCCGCAGAUGCCCCCCGGAUUCCUGCGACUCCGCCCGCCAAUUAUUCCUCCGCAUGUGGAUGCUGCCACCAGGGCAGUGAUGCUCAAGGAGUUCUUUAGCAAACAUCCGCCACCUCCACUGCCGAUGCCCAUGCCUCUGCCGGAUGGAAUGCCCUACUACUUGAGUGGACCACCUCCAAUGCCAAGUGGAGCUGUGCCCUCUCCUGUGCCUAUUAAUGUGCUACCGCAGCCCAUUCCCGUUUUGGAUGGAAGUGGCUAUCAGGGCUAUCCUCAGCCGGUUGCCAUGGUGCCAUCUCCUGUUCCGGUUCCUGUACCCGUGCCGCUACCAGUGCCCGUGCCUGUUCCAACUGAUCCUACGCCACCGCCUGCUAUGAUACCUCCCUUUUUCACACCUCCACCUCUGCCCGAGCUGCCAACUCUACCCGACCUGGCGUCCCAAUUCUCAAUGAACUCGGUGCCCACUAUUACGGAGAUAAUGCCGGUGGAUAUACUGCAGAAAUUGGGACCGCUGCCGAAAACAUUAGAUGUAGAUGAAGGAGGAACAGCCAGCCCGGAGGACGCCAGCAACGAUCUCAAGGAGUCUGAGCCGAAGCCAGCCGAGCAGCCAGUGGUGGACAUUCAGCCGCAGCUCCUUGUGGAGACCCAGUAGUAGACCCAUCUCUUGAUAGUUCGAUUAUUUAGCCAAUAGUUUUUCUUUAGGUAAUUCGCUUCAUAACCAUGAAUAUCCUUUACGUUAAUACUUACCUUUAAAAAGUUUCGUUUUUAUAAUUUUGUUUUAUUGACCAUUUUGUAAACAAGAUGCAUUUAUUGGUAGAAGUCGUUUUAGGUUAACUCAGCUCUAAGUUUGUAUGUCAUCUAUAUAUGGUUUGACUUUGACCAAAUUCAUUGAUUUCUACAAGAAAAUAAAAAUGUAAAUAUUUCAAUUCGCUUUAGAAUCAUA